Ostrea edulis (European flat oyster) is the source of this 5856-nucleotide messenger RNA. RefSeq names its product BOS complex subunit NOMO1-like. Gene Ontology annotation, cellular component: endoplasmic reticulum membrane. Gene Ontology annotation, molecular function: carbohydrate binding. The record is from RefSeq and is a predicted model, not a curated record. Lineage: Eukaryota; Metazoa; Mollusca; Bivalvia; Ostreida; Ostreidae. The transcript is spliced from 38 exons. Bases 66 to 4631 code for a protein of 1521 amino acids.
UAAACAACACAGUUAUUUCGUUCAAACUUGGAAGUUUCCGUUGAAGUUGACAGCAAUUUUCAAAAAUGGGAGGAUCCCCCUCUUUCCCCCGGGAAACACUGAGAUCUGGUAUGGUCGUUGUUGUCACUGGAGGAAACGCAGGAAUCGGAUAUGAAACAGCAAAAUGGAUUGCUAUGAUGGGGGCACAUGUCAUCAUUGCAUGUAGAUCAAAGGAACGUGCAAUGCAGGCCAUAACUAAAAUGAAAGCUGACUUCGAGGAGGAGAAACAGAAGGGGACCACGGGUUUAACUUCUGAGGAACUGUCAUUAGAGUUUAUGGAGCUAGACCUGUCCUCACUGAAAUCUACACAGAAGUUUAUUGAGGAGUUUAAGGCAUCGGGUAAACCACUCCACGUCCUUCUGUGCAAUGCCGGACUGGGCAUGCUCCCUUUAGCAUAUACGGAAGACGGAAACGAAAUGAUGUUUCAAGUCAAUUACCUCGGACAUUUCUUGAUUGUGGUGAAACUCCUCCCCAUCCUGUUUAAGAGUGGUCCGGAUUGUCGCAUCGUCCUGGUGUCCAGUGUGGCCCAUAAAUGGACGUCCUUCAACCUCGACAAGAUACAGGCCAAACAGUACAAUGAGGGGAAUUUUGACCGUGCCGAUUACUACUACAGAUCAAAACUUUAUCAGGUGAUGCAGAUGUACAGCUUAAAUAGACGAAUCGACCAAUCGAAUGUCACCGUCAACUCGUUACAUCCGGGAGUUGUGGACUCCGGGUUCACGCAAUCUUUUACUGACGACUUUUUAUGGACUUGGAAAUAUAAAUUUGCAAAAUUGCUAGGUGUGUCUAUCACUCCAUACCAAGGCGCCAUAACCAGUAUCGACACCGCCAUCAACCCUAAACACGCUGGUACGAGAGAUUUAUAUUUCGACAAGUGCGCCCCUGACAACCCCUCCUCUGAAGCGAGAAACGUUGAACACCAAGAAGAACUUUGGACGUUUAGUCUGAAAUGUCUGGAAAGCUAUCUUACGGAAGAAGAUUUACAAAAUAUUUGGCGAAUGUGUUUCCGAUUAACGCGAUCCGAUCCGAACUGUGUCGUGGUGUUAGUCGUGAUCAUGUUUUCUUCCAAAAUUUUAUGUCUCUUCAUUCUUAUUGUUCAAAAACUGAAUCAUGUAAGAUCAGACGGAGUUUUAGGUUGCGGUGGAUUUGUAAAAUCCGACGUAGAUAUAAAUUUUUCCUUGGUAGAGGUUAAACUCUACACAACCCAUGGUAGCAUUAAGUACCAGACAGACUGUGCCCCUAACACAGGAUACUAUCUGAUUCCUCUCUAUGAGAAGGCUGACUUCAUUCUGAAAGUAGAACCACCCAAAGGAUGGAGCUUUGAGCCAGAAAAUUACAGUCUGAAAGUAGAUGGGGAAACAGAUAAAUGUAGCCUUGGGGAAGACAUCAACUUCAGAUUCACAGGAUUCACUGUUUCAGGAAAGGUGAUCAGUAAGGGCCAGUCUGAUGGUCCAGCAGGGGUCACUGUGACCUUGAUAAAGACGGGCACCACCUCUGUCAUUCAGACCACCACCACCAGUGAUGGGGGUGCCUACUCAUUUUCCAAGGUGAUGCCGGAGGACUACACAGUGCAAGCCACCUCUGCUGGUUACAAAUUUUCAAAGAGCCAGGUCAAGUUCACCGUGAAGAAUGACAACAUCAACGUGGUGGAGUCCAUGGUGAUAUCUGGAUACCAAGUCACUGGUCGUGUGCAGAGUGAAGGUGAAGCCAUCAAGGGAGUUAACUUCAUUCUUUUCUCAAAACAAUUCAAAAAAGAGGAUGUCUCUGACUGCAACAAAGACAUUCCGUCCAGCUUCAGCCAUUCCGAGUCUGUCCCUCCCCUCUGUUUUGUGGUCUCCAGAGAUGAUGGAUCGUUCACUUUUCCCUCGCUGCCAGUCGGAGAUUUCUUCAUCUUACCAUUUUAUAAAGGAGAACACAUUCGUUUUGACGUGGCCCCAGGCAAACUGGACUUCCGUGUUCCUCACAGUCCCUUUACUAUACCGGAGGUAUUCCAAGUGAAAGGGUUUUCUGUAACUGGAAGAGUUCUAGAGGCAGCCAAGGGAAAUGGUGUAGUUGGAGCAAAAAUUUUGAUUGACGGUAAACAGCAGACGAAAACAGUAGGUGGUGGGAUGUACCACUUGGAGAACAUGAAAACAGGGACGUAUAGGAUCCAAGUACAAAUAGAGAAUGUGUUCUUUGAUGAGAUCAAUGUUAAGAUUACACCCAACACCCCUCAAAUACAGGACAUCAUUGCAUCAGGAUUUCACAUGUGUGGCCAGAUUGUCAUCGAGAAAAUACCAGAGAGUGUACAGGGGUCUGCUAAGAGACGUGUUAUAUACUACCCUGAGGGGAAGGGUUCGGAUGCUGAGUCUAUUCUGACUGACAAUGAGAGUAAAUUCUGCACACAGGUUAAACCAGGAAAAUAUGUUAUCAAGGUACACUUGACAGAAGAAGAGACGAAAGCAGGCCUACAGUUGGUUCCCAGUGAAAAACAAAUCACAAUACAGAAUGCCCCAGUCCUGGAUAUUGUGUUCUCUCAGUUCAGGGCCAAAUUAUCAGGAUCCAUCAAAUGUUUGGAGAAGUGUGGAGGAAUGGAGGUUUCUCUGAGUGCAGUCAGCAGGGGAGACAGUAAACAGAUCACUCAGGCCAAGGAAGGUUCAAAAGAGACUGUGUUCCAGUUUGAAAAUGUUCUACCAGGCAAAUACAAAGUGACCCUUCUUCAUGACACGUGGUGCUGGAAAGACAAGACUUUGGAGAUUGAAGUCAAGAGUAGUGAUGUCACUAACGUGGAUUUCACCCAGACUGGGUAUAUCCUGAAAUGUACGAUCUCGCAUGAAAUCAUACUGCAUUUUGCACAUGAGAAGAAGGCGGGGUCUGUAGGGUCUUUCAACUUGAAUAAAGGCACAAAUCGAUUUUGUUUGGCACAGCCUGGCGUUUACAAUCUGAGACCAGACUCCUGUCACAAGUUUGAAAAAGAAGAAUACAUUUACGACACUGGUAACCCAGAGUUACUGGCCCUGACAGCAGUAACACAUCUUGUGGAGGGCACAGUUACAGCCGAAGAAAAGGUUAAAGAUAUCAUGAUAGAUAUCUCGUCCAGUAUGGACACGGAGACAUUGUCUUUGGGUCCUCUCACCGUCAUAGAGGAAACUAAAGGAACCUUCGUAUACAAGUUCCAGCAUUUGGCAAGAUCUAAUGAGAAGAUGAUGUUCGCUGUCAAAUCUAAGGAGCUGUUGUUCAGCCCAGGUUCAGUGGAGGUUAUGGUUGUAGGUGACACCUGCCCUGGGGAGGCAGUGAAGUUUGUCGGGAAGAGAGGGAUGUUUAUCAUAGGAAGCAUUAAACCCAAACUGGCAGGAGUCACAGUGACUGUCAGCCAUGUAGACGGCACGGCAGAUCCCAUCGUUGUAGAAACACCAGAGUCGGGAGAGUUCAAAAUUGGUCCUCUACACCGAGAAAAAGAAUACGCAGUGGCCGCAGAGAAGGCAGGGUACAUACUGGAGAAAGAGAAAGAGGAGCCUUUGGUAUUCACAGCGUCCAAGCUGGGGGAAAUCUCGGUUCAGGUUGUAGAUGAGGACAAUAAGCCACUGUCUGACGUCCUGCUGUCAUUAAGUGGUGGCAAGGAGUACCGCAGCAACAACGUCACCGGAGAAAAUGGAACCAUUGUGUUCAUUGGUCUGAGUCCCAGCCAGUAUUACCUGCGUCCAAUGAUGAAGGAGUACAAGUUUGAGCCAAAUUCCCAGAUUAUUGAUGUUUUGGAGGGAACCACCAUGAAGAUCAACAUUAAAGGAGUUCGUGUCGCCUUUAGUUGCUAUGGUUCUGUGACAUCACUGAAUGGUGAAGCAGAACAAGGAGUGAUUGUGGAAGCGGUGGGGGACAAACCAGAGUGUAACCAGGAAGAGAGCAAAACGGACUCGACUGGCUCCUACCGGAUCAGGGGACUGCAGCCAAAGUGUACAUAUCAGAUUCGUUUGAAAUCUGAGGUCAAUCCACACAUUGAAAAAGCUGCCCCACAAUUCCACGAACUGCUGGUGGAGAAGUCUGAUUUCACCAGCAUUAACAUCAUUGCUUUCCGUCGUAACAACCAGAUGGACAUCACUGGAAAUGUGGUCACUGCAGACGAAUUCCUCUCACAUCUCAAGGUGCGCCUGUAUCGAGAUGACAACCCUGAUUCUCCAAUACACACAUCUAACCUCGGCCCUGUGUCUUUCUUCUAUCUGCCGUCACUACAGAUGACGAACGAGAAAUACUUGAUUCGACUGGAGAGUACCCUGUCUAGAGCGGCAUACGAGUAUGAAUUAACGGAGAUCAGCUUCCAGACCAACAAGUCCUAUAAACACUUCACAUUCCAUUUCACGCCGAAGAGGAAAUCUUUAGAUCAAGAGCUGAGCCAGGGUUCUGUGUUGGCCCUACCAUUGGCAAUCAUUUUGGGAGUGGCCAUUUAUAAUUACCAAAAGUUAUUGCCAGUUUUAUCAAAAACCAUGAUCCAGGCCAAGACUUUAAUCGCCGCCAGUCAGAGCGAUCUCGCCAGUAGCAAUGGGUCCAGUGAGCCAACCACAUACUCUGCGGGGUUCACAGAGUCAUCUAAAAAGAAAAAUAAGCCAAGAAAAACAUGAUGUUCAUCUAAAGCUUAGCUACAUAAUAUGAUGAUAAAGAAAAAAAAAAUUAUUUCAAUUUUCAAAUCCAGAUCUGUAAAUUCCUUGACAACAGUGACAGGCUUGAUAAAUGAUUGGUUGAGAUUAUGUGAAUUUACAGAUUGUGUAUUCAAAGGUUAUAGUACUGUCCAAGUUUUUUUAACUAGGUAUAGACAUUGAUUGAAAACAAUAUUUCUUCUACUACUACAUUCCUGAAUAUAGGUACAAUACUAUCCAUUCUUAUCCCAUACAAGGAAUUCCAGAUUUAGUAGUGAUAUUCUGUGAAGUUACUAUUUGUAUAAUGCAUUUGGGGGGUAUCAAAUUUCAAUUCUUAAACAUAUUUUUUCAGAUACAUUGUAUAAUUAACAUGUGCAUGUAAGAAGAGUGAUUUCUGGGGUUUGAUGUUUCAGCUAAGCAAUCCUGUAAAACAGACAGUUUUUGACUGCAUAGUGGGUGGGAUUUUUUUUGGGGGGGGGGGGGACAUGUGUGUGUGCAAUAGUUGAACUAUAUGUUGUGUUAGAUAGUGAACAAAAGGCUUUAAUGUCAUACAUGUGAUUGUGUAUUGUAGUACUGGAAAUCUGAAAGAUGGAUGUUGAAUAUUGUUUAAAGGUGUAUUCUUUUGGAUCAUUAUUUUAAGGGUUCUGAGGUAAGGCAAUCAAUUUUGAACAAAAUGCUUAUAUUGUGGUACAUGUAUGAUAGUAAUAUCAUACCAUGUGUCUUCUCAACCACUUGUACUGACAUAAGCUUACAGCUUAUAAUUCACUGACUGUUAGUUUUAUAGUUUUAGAAAUGAUAUCACAUGUAGCUUUUCCCGUCAUGUAUUCCAGAAUCUUAUUUUUCCCACAGACAGUGUAACAGUCUGUGGGGGAACCUGAAUUUAAAAAAAAAAUUCCAGAUUUUUUUCUUCUUUUUUUUGUUUCUCUCUCUCAUGAAUCAAGGUAACUUGUAAAUUGUGAAUUUGAUAACUGUUUGGAUGGUCCGUGUGUGUAUGAAUGUCGUAUUUAUCCUAAGAAUGUGCAUUUUAGUCGUGGACUUUCUGCUCCACGUACCCACUUUGAUUUGUAUAAUGCGCCAUCAUGAACUUUUUUAAAUUAUGUAUUAACCAUGCAUUAUUCAGAGAGGAUGCAAUAUUUUGAUAGAAGAUUUGUAACUCAAUGUUCAUCUUGAAAUGCAUACUGAGUAUAAAUAAAUCAUCUUAAUAAGUAUA